AUGUUACCUACCAAUCCCAAGAUUUCAAGAUCUUACUUACAAGAUGUUUCACUAGGGAUACCACCGAAAACUACUUCAAUAAUUCAACCACUAGAUGUUUAUUUUAAUCGACAAUGCAAGAUGAUUCUACGACGCGUCUUCAACCAUGUACGACUCGACGAUAUCCAUAUUAAUUUGGCCGAACGUAACAAUGUAAUUAAAUUACAUUCACUUGUGCAUUCACAAAUGAAAUCAAAAGCUUUCGAAUCAAUGAUUAAAUACGUGUGGUACAGGAGUGGAUAUUUAAAAACUGAUCCCGACCCAUUUCAAAACGUGAAAGACGUUUGCUUUACAUUUGAAAAAGAUAAAUGUUGCGUGGAAGAAUGCAUAAACGGUCAAAUAAUUCGUUGUUCGUAG
Rotaria socialis is the source of this 396-nucleotide messenger RNA. Lineage: Eukaryota; Metazoa; Rotifera; Eurotatoria; Philodinida; Philodinidae. The record is from the annotation of a GenBank genome assembly.